CGGUUCCAUCCCCACACCCAGCCGACAGCACUCGCGCCUAUCAGAGCCUGCAGGCAGCCGCCAUGCAGUGCGCAUCCGGUAACAGCAUGAUGAUGGGGAAUGCGCCACUCAGGGGCGCCACCGGGCGCCAGCAGGCCCCUGCCAGAAGCUCACCUGCUGCCCGGCUGCGGCCCCAAGCGCUGCCCCUGGGUCGCCUAGCAGCAGCCAGACCGCAGCAGCAGGGCAGGGCGUGGCGGUGCCGCGCGGAGCAGCAGCAGGAGGCCCAGCAGGCGAGCGGCAGCGGCGAGGCGCAGCCUGGCGCGCCGCCGCCGCCGCCGGCCGCAGCGGAGCAGCAGCUGGUGGGCGAGGACGCUGCUGUGUUCAACGUAGAGGACCAGAGCCUGCGCAGCUGGGCGCUGUUUGCCGUGCUGCUGACCGGCGUGUCGGCGCUGCUGUAUCCGGUCUGGGUGGCGCCUGGCCUGGGCCUGGGCGACGACUUCAUCGCCGCCCUCUCCUCCCUCUCCUCCGACUCAUCCGUCGUCAUGCUGGCCAUCCUGCUCGUCUUUGCCAUCGCACACUCCGGCCUGGCCUUCCUGCGCCCCUACGGCGAGGAGCUGGUGGGCGCGCGCGCCUACCGCGUCAUGUUUGCGCUGGUGUCGCUGCCGCUGGCGGUGGCGGCCGUGGUGUACUUCAUUGACCACCGCUACGACGGCGUGCCGCUGUGGAAUGUCAGGGGCGUGACUGGGGUGCAUGAGCUGGUGUGGGGCCUCUCCUUCCUUUCUUUCUACUUCCUCUACCCAUCCACCUUCAACAUUCUGGAGGUGGCGGCCGUGGACGAGCCCAAGCUUCACAUGUGGGAGACAGGUAUCAUGCGCAUCACCCGCCACCCGCAGAUGGUGGGCCAGGCAAUCUGGUGCCUGGCGCACACGCUGUGGAUCGGCAGCAGCUUCAUGGUGGUCACCUCUCUGGGCCUCAUGGCCCACCACCUGUUCGGCUGCUGGCACGGCGACUACCGCCUGCGCCGCAAGUACGGGGAGGCGUUCGAGGCGGUCAAGGCCCGCACCUCCACGCUGCCCUUUGCCGCCAUCCUGGACGGGCGCCAGCAGCUGCCGCACGACUACUACAAGGAGUUCAUCCGCGGUCCCUACCUGUUCCUGGCCCCCUUCUGCGUCGGCGCCUACCUGUGCCACCCGCUCAUGCAGCGCGCCGCCUACUUCCUGGGGUGGUGAGGAGGCCUGGCAUGGGGUGGAGGGCUGGAGCGAGCUGGCGUGGCCCACGCCCGACGGCCUCCCGUCGUUGCAUGACCCGCCUGUGGCAGUCAAAGUGAUACACAGCUUGUUUUGCAUGUAGUGAGGUGGCUGUGUGAGCAGAAGCGC
This is a messenger RNA of Chlorella variabilis, 1355 nucleotides long. RefSeq lists its product as hypothetical. The record is from RefSeq and is a predicted model, not a curated record. Gene Ontology annotation, molecular function: 9,15,9'-tri-cis-zeta-carotene isomerase activity. NCBI's taxonomy places the organism in Eukaryota, Viridiplantae, Chlorophyta, Trebouxiophyceae, Chlorellales, Chlorellaceae. The transcript is spliced from 8 exons. The coding region runs from base 63 to 1208 and encodes 381 amino acids. Gene Ontology annotation, cellular component: chloroplast. Gene Ontology annotation, biological process: carotene biosynthetic process.